Messenger RNA from Diprion similis, 4389 nucleotides. It is a transcript of the gene Ptip, whose product is annotated as PAX-interacting protein 1-like. The record is from RefSeq and is a predicted model, not a curated record. The coding region runs from base 136 to 4332 and encodes 1398 amino acids. Lineage: Eukaryota; Metazoa; Arthropoda; Insecta; Hymenoptera; Diprionidae. Gene Ontology annotation, cellular component: MLL3/4 complex. The transcript is spliced from 9 exons.
AUCAUAAUAAUAACAAAAGCGACGCGACGUAUUUUUAUAAUGAAAACCCGCGUUUUCGCACGUUUUGUGGCCAGAUAUAUCAGUGCAAUAUGUGAUGUGUAAGUGUUAGGAAAAAAAAUUCGCUUAUUCAAAAUAAUGGGUGACAUUAGGGCUGGCCUAGACGAGCUAAAACUUGAUCCAGCCUUGUUUGCCAACGUCAAAUACUACGUUAGCGGUGAAGCAGACCCCAAGAUAUUAAGUUUAUUGCAAGAAGGGGGAGCGGAACGAUCUAAUUAUUUCAGCGACUUUGUAACUCAUCUUAUCGCAGGCCAUGAGGCGCUGGAAAGUGAUAUCUCUGAAGCUAAGGAUCUUUACGAGAUUCCAGCUGUUACGCAGGACUGGAUUCUGUACUCUGUCAAGUGCAAAAAACUACUCCUACCGCAAUAUUUUUCUCCGGAAGAGAACCAACUAUUCUCCAAUGUAAGAGCAUGUGUCUCCCAAGUAAGCCGUGCAGACAGCAAAUCUGUCUGGGCAAUGAUAACGCUCCAAGGUGGCAAAUGUCAGCUACGUUUAGAUCGUCACUGUACGCACCUAGUGAUUGGUAAGGCUGAUGGGGCAAAGUACGAAGCUGCUACAAGACACCGCAUUAAAAUUGUCACACCAGAUUGGGUAACGGACUGUUGUCGAAAUAGAAGUCGCAUUGGUGAAAUUGAAUAUCAUCCUAGGCUAUUAGUAUAUCCAUCACCAAAUAGUUCGACUGCUCUUAUUACUGGCUUUAUGGAUGAAGAUUGUGAGCUGAAUGCGGUUCAACAGGAACAGGAUAGAACAAAGGCAAUGUUGGAAAAACUGAAACAACGAAUGCCUUGGAAUCAGCCUAAUACAUCAGUUACCUCAGCAUCUGCACAAAGUUAUAAUGCUGUAAGAACUUCUGUACAACAGGUUGGUGUACAAGGGCCCAACACCAUUAGCACAUCUAACAUGCAACAGCAGUUCUCACGGGCAACAACUCAGAGUAGUUUACCACACGUCACAAAUGUCUCGUCGAGUAAUAUGCCAAAUACUUCUACUUCCGCAUCUUGGCACCCACAAACAUCGCAAAUGAAUAAUGUUCAAAUGAAAAAUAUCCUACAACAACAACAACAACAACAACAACAGCAACAGCAGCAGCAACACGAAGCACCACAUCCACAAAUUAAUAUUCAGCAACAGCAAUUGAUACAUCAACAGCAGCAACAACAGUUAUCUCAACAACAGCAACACCUCAGCCAUCAACAACAGCAGUUAAAUCAGCAACAACAUUUAGCAGCACAGCAGCAACAGAUAAACCAACAACAACACCAACAACAACUAGAACAGCAGCAACUGACUCCACAAAAACAGCAACAAAUGGUUCAACAUCAGCUACCAUCUCAGGCACAGCAACUAUUAACACCACAACACAAACAACAAAUAAAUCAACAUCAGUUAAUUUCACAGCAACAGCAGCAGCAGCAACAACAACAACAACAGCAGCAACAACAACAACUUGGUCAGCCUAGACAGUUGACUUCACAACACCAAUUGGGUUCACAGCAACAACAUUUAAACACGCAACAACAAUUACAAUUAUCUUCCCAACAACAACAGCUGGCUCUUCAACAGCAACAACAACAAUUGGCGCCACCACAACAACAAUUAGGUCCGCCACCACCAUCGACUCCACAGCAACAAACACUUACCAACGAACAGCGUCAACAGUUACUUUUGCUGCAGCAACAACAACAGCAACAGCAGAAAAUACAACAAAUUUCACAACAGCUUCAACAGUCAGCCCCUCAAAGUACGCAACAAUUUGUGAUUAGAGACGGACAGCUACAACAGCAAAGUGCAACUCAACAACAAUUGAUAUCACAAAAUCAACAGGGUCUCAUCGUUCAGCGAGAUCCUCAAUGGCAACAACAACAGUAUCAUUUACAAUUGCAAAGGCAACAGCAACAGCAACAAAUUGGCCAACAACAAAGGCCUGGCGGUCAGUGGGCCCAGCAGCCGCAACAUCCUCCGAGACAACUAAUACAACUUGAUGCGCAAACUCAUCAACAUUUACAACAAAUGGACCCAACACAAAGAGCACAAUUUAUUCAGAAAAUACAGAAACAGCGGAAUUUGAUACUGCAAAGACAAAUGCAAAGUAGACAAGCGCAGCAAGGGCCUCAUAUAGCAGUUAUAAGGAGUCCUGGAAAACCAGGUCAGCCAGGAGGAUUGCAAUGGGUUCAGCAACAACACAGAGCUCAGUUAAUGGGACCUCAGGUCGGACCAGCUCCAGGACAAAAACCAAUGAUCCCGGGAGCUCAGCCUCCGGCACUCACACCAAUAAACUCAUCAAAUCCAGUUAUAGUACAAGCAGCCCAAUCUGUCUCAGGUGGCCAAACUACACAACCUGGUCAGGUGUUUCAGCAGGGUCAACCUCUGACACAGCAACAGCUGACUCAGUUGCACGUGCAGAAGCAACAGCAAAUAGCAAGAUUGCAACAGCUGCAACAUUUACAGCAGCAACAGCAGCAGCAACAGCAACAGCAACAGCAACAGCAGCAGCAGCAAGGUCCACAGCAAGAACCUACGUUAACGCCAUUGUCAGGAAAUUCGCAAAUACCACCUGAUCAACAGUUGGUUGUCAAUGCUAAAACAAAAACGGCGCUUGCCAAUAUGCUUACAAGUAGACUGCAAGGCGGUGCUGCUGAAGGUAGCGCCGCUGGUCAACUUCGGUUGAUGACUGCUCAACAUAGACCACCUCCGCCACCUUCACAGGACCCUCAAUUGCUAGCAGCUUAUCAGAGAAGAACACUCGGAAACAUUACAAACGGUGCACCGCCAGGUGCACCUGUAAAAAUGCCGUAUGCAGUCGCUAUUCCACCGCCGCGAGCGCAGUUUUACGGACACAAUCCAAACUUGAAAUUGCCUCCAGACUUGUUUCUUCUUGGCUGCAUUUUUGUGAUUGUUGAAUAUGAUACUCAACAGCCAGACGAGGUCCUAAAUUGGAAACAAGUAAUUGAGCGACACGGGGGAGAAGUUGAAACGCAGUAUUGCGCCCGUGUAACUCACAUAUUAGCCAUGACGCAAAAACACCCGAUAGUGAAUCAAGCUCUACGAGAAGUUAAGCGCUGUGUCAGUGCACAUUGGUUGUCCGACGUUAUUGGAAAACAGCAAGUCUUACCACCUUGGCAUGCACUGCAUUUUCCCACCCCAUUCGGCUUGCAAGAGUUGCCUUGCACCAAACACAUUGUGUCUUACUCUGGAUUUGAGGGAGAAGAAAGAGCUAAAGUUAAAUUUAUGCUAGAAGCAUUAGGUGCAAAACAUACUAGUUACUUCUCUAAACACAAUACGCUGCUCGUCUGUAGAAGACCCGAUGGACCGAAAUACAAAAAAGCUAGAGAAUGGCAGACUGGAGUAGUUAAUGCACAGUGGAUGACUGAUUUGCUGUGUGGUCAAACCAGCGCGCUUCAUCAACCUGAAGCCACAAAAUACCAGCAAUUUAUCCUGGGCAAUCCAUUUCGACUGGAUUAUAACUUAGUGCCUCAUCUAAUGGGUGCUUGGAAAAUGCCAAUCAACAUAACACAAGAAUCUUAUGACAAAGUGAAACAAGUUGGUCAAGGUCCUAAUGCAAUGAGAAAAAACAAGAAGCCUCGAUUAGAUGGACCGUUACUAAAUAAAGAUCCACAUCUUUUGGGCCUUGACGAACAAAUAGUUAUUAGCAAUCCAGACCCACCACCACCUGAUAAACAGCCUAGAAUACUAUUUUCUGGGAUAAAUCCUAGAAAAUAUGCAAAGAGAAUCCGAGAACUUGGCGGGGCUCUGGCUGUCAAUUGGCGUGAUGCUACACAUCUUGUCAUGUCUGCACCAUUUCGUACUGUAAAACUAUUAUGUUGUCUAUCUCAUUGUCGGCAUAUCGUUACGAUACAGUGGCUCGUUGAUUGCUUUACGAGAAACACGUUUGUAGAUGAGAGCCCUUAUGUACUCGGCAGCCUUGAAUUUGAGAAAAAUUUCAGCUGCAACAUUGAGAAAGCCCUUGCCAGCCCCAACAGAGGAACUGUACUUAAGGGUAGGAUAUUUUAUGUAACACCUAGUGUUAUACCGUCUCCAUUGGCAUUCGCUGAAAUAAUCGAAAGUGCAGGUGGCACAAUAGAAAAGACAAGACGAUCUCUUAGCCAAAUACAAGAGCUGAAUGCGACCAGAUUGACUUACAUUAUUGUGACUCAUGAAAACGAUCUUCAUCUUCUUGCCGAUGUUUUACAUGCUAAUAUCAGUGUCUUCAGUGCUGGAAUUGUUUUUGAAGCUGUGGCGCGGCAGUGCUUUCAGCCAGAUAUAAGCCAAAUAUGAUGGGACCAGCCAUAACAACUGUAUUGACUCCCUUAUUGCCAAAUUAUGAAGUCACUG